Molecule: messenger RNA, 1809 nt
Organism: Aspergillus heteromorphus CBS 117.55
Lineage: Eukaryota; Fungi; Ascomycota; Eurotiomycetes; Eurotiales; Aspergillaceae
Product: WD40 repeat domain-containing protein
Exons: 4
Coding region: 1-1809 (602 amino acids)
Biological process (GO): positive regulation of anaphase-promoting complex-dependent catabolic process; positive regulation of ubiquitin protein ligase activity; anaphase-promoting complex-dependent catabolic process
Cellular component (GO): anaphase-promoting complex
Molecular function (GO): anaphase-promoting complex binding; ubiquitin ligase activator activity; protein binding
Source: RefSeq, a predicted model, not a curated record
AUGGGCGACCCCCAGAAAUCAGAUCGUCCGACCACCCGCAAUGCAGCUGCCGGUGCGUCGGCGGCGAAGUCGUCCGAACGUGCUGCACCCAAUGCGUUGACUAUCGCAUCCCCUCCUGGCUCCCGAACUCCCCCUAGUAUGCCCUCGAAGAAGACGCUCUUCUACCCCGAACCGCAGGGGAGACGUCAGAAGAGUGAAACCACCUCCGAUCCCAUCGACCCGGGUGCGCUGGCGAAGGCCUUGAAGGAGUAUGAGGAUGCUGGAAAUCCCCGCGAGAGAACACCUGGAACCAGCCCCAGCCGGAAGAGACAGCGGGUGUAUGGUGAUAGAUUCAUUCCUAAUCGUGAAGGGCAAGACCUUCAAGCAACCUACAGUCUGCUUCACGAGGAUGGCUGCCCUUCCACCCCAUCCAAGUCAAAAAGACGCGCCCCACACUCAGAGCUUCAUUUCCAGAAGACGGAGGAAGCAAACCGCAUGUAUUCACGGGUGUUGCGAAGUGAACUGUUUGGCAACACGGUUCCCCAGGCCGACUUAGACUCCUUGUCACCAGACCCGCUGAUGGGAAUUGGCCAUGGGAUUAACGACAAGACCCGCUCCCAUACGCCCCCGUCACACGUAGUAUCGAAUAUACCUCCAUCGAGCAUAACACCCUCCACCCCUCACAAGAACCUGUUCAACUAUGCCUCUCCCCGCGCUGGCUCAGCCCAUCCUACACCAUCCAAGACUCCGCGGAGCCAGCACGGUCCGAACCUCAAUGUCCGAUCGGAACUCUACAGUCUAUCGCCGAUCCGUCUCGAUAGCCAACGCAUACUGGAGACCCCGCGUAAACAGCCUCGCUAUGUGAACAAGGUUCCUUACAAGGUCCUUGACGCACCUGACCUGCAGGAUGAUUUCUACCUGAAUCUAGUUGAUUGGGGCAGCAGUAACGUUCUCGGUGUUGGGCUCGGAAACUCAGUCUACAUGUGGAACUCCCAGACGGGCCGAGUGACAAAACUUUGCGAGCUUCGAGACGAUAAUGUCACGAGCGUCAGCUGGAUACAGAGGGGCACGCAUCUCGCAAUAGGCACGGGGAAGGGUCUGGUGCAGAUCUGGGACGCCGAGCGCUGCCGCCGCCUACGUACGAUGAUCGGACAUACCAAUCGCGUGGGUGCGUUGGCCUGGAAUGAUCAUAUUCUGACAUCCGGCUCUCGAGAUCGUUUGAUAUUUCACCGUGAUGUCCGCUCCCCGGAUCAAUACCUACGUCGCUUGUCUGGCCAUAAGCAAGAGGUUUGCGGUCUCCGCUGGAAUACAGAGGAUGGUCAGUUGGCCUCUGGUGGAAACGACAACAAACUGCUGGUGUGGGAUAAGCUGAACGAAACUCCCCUCUAUCGCUUUUCCGAUCACACUGCCGCCGUCAAGGCGAUCGCUUGGUCACCCCACCAGCAUCAUCUUCUUGCGUCCGGUGGCGGUACGGCCGAUCGAACCAUCAAGUUCUGGAACACGUCGACAGGGUCUUUGAUCAAGGAGGUCGACACCGGCAGUCAAGUCUGUAACUUGGCGUGGUCGAAGAACUCCGAUGAAAUUAUCAGCACCCACGGCUACAGCCAGAAUCAAAUUGUCAUCUGGAAGUAUCCACGCAUGGAGCAGAUUGUGUCCCUGACUGGACACACCUUCCGCGUGCUUUACCUGGCAAUGAGCCCCGAUGGCCAAACCGUGGUGACUGGCGCCGGCGACGAGACCCUUCGAUUCUGGAAGAUCUUCAACAAAAGACCCGGACGAGAACAUGGACGCGAGGGUAGCAAGCUCGCAGAAUGGGGCACCAUUCGGUGA